UGACCCCAGCGUUUGUACUGUGGAGUGAAGGCUCAGGCUCUGGAGCGUAGAGAAGACAAAUUUACUACGUUAAAUGCAGAUUAACGACAGUAUUGCGUUAUUUAUCGUGCUUUCACCAAAACCAAGUCAGCGAAAAACUCAAUUUUCAAGAGUUACGCUAGAGUGGGCUAGUUUGCUAAUGGCAAUGCUAUAGUAGCUGAUCUGGCUCAUAUCUAGUUUUUAAUUUCGGAGUGGUUAGGAAACACAGUCGCAGCGAGACUCCAGAAGAUGACCGUUUCCGUUUUAUAUAACAUUAAUAUAUCAUAGCUACUAAAAUAGGUUCCCUUCUUCGUUUGUGUGUAGAGCAGAGGAAUUCGCUAUGAACUCGAAGCGCAACAGUGGUGAAAACGGCGCGGGCAGAAUCAACCCAGGGUCGGUACCAACAGCAUCAAACAGCUCAUCAGCGAGCGCCUCUCACCGUAAACAAACCAUAAUCGACUCGUCUCAUAAGGGAGAGAAGGAUGAGUGCAUACAAAACACAGUCCGGGACAAACACCUGUCCAUCUCCACACUCAGAACGCGCCUCGGACCGACCAUCCGCUCCACUCUGUCCGCGGCGGUGGACACCCUUCUGGGCGAGAUCGUGGCGGUGCUGUCCGAGACCCAGCGGGAGCUGCUGACCAAAGAGCAAGAGAACGAGAAGCUGAAGGUUCGACUCGAAGUCUCCGAGAGAGAGCUCAAGACGUUACAGGAGUGCCUGUGUAGCGCGCAGAAAUUAAUCGACCAGCUUCAGGGUCCCUUUGGGAACCCGUCCAUGCCGGGACCUCACGUCUACUCCACCGCUGGACCCGUGACCUCGAGCCGCUUGACACAUCGGAGUGCGACCGAGCCGGAUCCGCGCUGCUUUACUGGAGCCGAGCCCGAGUUGAGUGGCGCUCUUGGGGAUGCCAUACACGGCUUUGACUCCAGGGAGGAAUUCAAGAGCUGCCACCUCUCCAUUCAGGCGGACGGGACGGUGACGAACAGUUUUUAUGACCCUAUAUCCGUCCAUUCCUCUAACAUCUGUUCAGACAUAAACAGACCCAGUGAGAUGGUGGAUGACAGCAGAAGACUCACACACACCAGAGCCCAAAACCCUCCCUCACACACUAGCUUCUCCGUUAAAGAGGAGCAGGUUCCUUCCUCUGGACAGGUGUGUGUGCGGGGAGGAGAGGCUCCCACAGAAGCCGAGCACUCAGCACAGAGUGUGUGUGAUCUGGCAUACGUCCAUGUGGUUGAGGAAGAAGGAGGUUCCCGUUCACACCAUCACCAAUCCAAACCUACACCACCACCCCCCUCUAGGCCUCACAAUGGACCCUCCUCCAGUAGUUCACCAUCACAAGGAACCUCCGGACUGAGAUCAGCCCAGAGGGAUGCUCCUGGUUUGGGUAUAACCACCAGCAGAAGCCCUGGGGUGGGCGGCUCAUCGCCAGAAGAGCCCAUACGGCGCUCCAUCUCUGAGCUGAUGGGAGAGGCACCUGGGGAACGUCCUCACUUGUGUCUAGAGUGUGGCAAGACCUUCCGUCUGAUCUCCAGCUUGAAAAAGCACCUGAGGAUCCACACGGGAGAGAAACCAUACCCGUGCACUGUCUGUGGCCGCCGUUUCCGCGAGUCUGGGGCUCUUAAGACUCACCUUCGCAUCCACACCGGUGAGAAACCAUAUUCCUGCUCAGAUUGCGGAACGCAGUUUCGUCAUCUCGAUGGCCUGCGGAAGCACCGCCGCACACACACCGGUGAAAAACCAUAUGUGUGCAGCGUCUGCGGGAAAAGGCUCAGUAGGCUGCAGCAUCUGAAACACCACCAGCGCAUACACACGGGAGAGCGGCCAUGCUGCUGCCCACUUUGCCACAGAGGCUUUAAAGAUCCGGCCAGUCUGAGGAAACACCUCCGUGCACAUCAGGGUGAGCCUGGAGCGGAUGAAGCAAUGGGAAUGGCUGGUUUGGGAGAGGGAGGAUCCAUGGAUGAUGAGGAUAUGAGGUUCGGGAUGUGGGGGGAAGAGGAAGGGAAUGAAGGCGAGCCAGUGGAGGACUGUGUUUAGUCACUGUGUUUAGAGUUACAGCUAAGGAAAACAAACGUUAUUUUAAUAUUUAAAAUAACACUGGCUUAAAGGGUUAGUUCACCCAAAAAAAAAUUAGCCCAUAAUUUACUCACCCUUGAGGCAUCCUAGCUGUAUAUGACUUUCUUCUUUCAGACUAAUCCAGUCGGAUGUAUAUUACAACCCUCUAUUUUGCAAGUAAAUCACUUGUAUAUGCGACUAAAUCUUCACUCUUCAAAAAGGAUAAUUUACUCACCCUCAAAAUGUUUCUUUCUUCUGUUAAACACAAAAUAAGAUAUUUUGAAGAAUGUUGAGUAAACAAAAAAAAAAUACUGUUUGUUUACCAACAAUCUUUUGUGUUCAACAGAAAAAUGAAACUAAUAUAUUAUGAAAACAAAUUGAGAAUUGAGUUAAUAUGACAGGAAUUUUCAUUUGUGGGUGAACUAUUAAAAUCUUUUGUUUUUUUAUUUUUACUCUAAAUCAAAAUUUUGCUAUCUAUACAACAAAGGUUACAUCUUGUCCUGGACUUAAAAAAAGAACGGUCUGUGGCAACACUUUCUUGUAGAGAUUAACUUUGAAACCUAUAACAACAAGCUCAUUAUUUAACAAUGGUUAUGUAAAUUGAUCAUAAUGACUCAAAAAAACAAUACCUUCAAGUAAAUAUUAUAUCCCAUGACAUCUCAGAUGUCACAUCAUAUAGACCAGGGCAUGUAGACUUGCAGCUUUUGUUUUCUCUGUGUACUGUCUGUUAGUGUAGGGGCUGUUGACUCUCCACUGGUGCUGCUAACAGGGUAUCAUAAGAUCCAUUACUCACACAUUUUAUGGGUGUCGUCAUUGAUCUGCUAAUCAUUUUAAUGCGGCCUCUUUUAGAGAAAAAGCUACAAUGAACACAUUAAAGCCUUAACUGUGGUUAUAUUGCACAGGCUCCAUUACAGAUGUUCUUCAAGAGCUGUAGUGUUUUUUUUAUUUAUUUGGUUCUUCACCUUUAUAUCAUUUAAUGGCGUUCAGUGCAUUAUUAGAUUAAAGUGUUUGGAGGGUUUUGUGUUCAAGGUGUAGUUUAUUUCACAGGGUGCUGAUCCAAAGAAUGAGAAUUGUGACUGCCAGGGUUAAUUAAUCUGAGUUCAGAUGGCUCAUCUGUAAAAAUGUAUUUACAUAUCCAACUACGUUAUGUAUCAAAAUGCAGAUUGUUUUGAAGAAUGAAGGCUUCUCCUUGAGGUUGAGGUAUAAUGAGCCAGCACAGGAUCAAGUUAACCUUAAAAGUGCUGCCCUCUACUGGAUAAAUGAGGAAAAGACUGUUACUGCCAAGUUUUUUUUUUGGUUUGGUUCUCCUCCAAAGAUGGAGACAGAUUUUUUGUUGUGGCCAUGGCGUCAAUACUGUGUGACUUUGUGAAUACAGUUUUUUUUUUCUUAUAUAUAUGUAUAUAUAUAUUUCAUGAAAUGCCAUUUUGUACACUUGACUUGUAUAUCCUGUACAUUGAAUUGAAAUAGAUUAGUCCUAAAAAUCAAGCCAGAAACUGUAUCUUAAAAAGAUCCAUGACAAGGGUUUUAAUAACUCUGAACUAUUUAAACCGUUUACUUUGUUACAAUAUUUCUUUUGUUUCUGUGGCCACAUGUGAUGUUGAGUUUAGCUAUGUUGUUUCAGAUGUUUGAAGGUUGUGGUCCAUCUGUAGUUGAUUCAACAAGAAGUUCAACAAAGAUGACUAAGUAACACUCCAAAACAUCUUCAGUGUAAACAAUCAUUGGCCUCUUCCUUAGUAAAUCUGCAGAAUGGAACUUUGAUUACUACUAGACCAGUGUUUUGGGCUGGUCUGCAACCUUUUCAGUGUAAUGCUGUAAUACAAGCUGAGGGACAACAACUUCAGCCAAAUGAAGGGGAAGAAUCACAUUUUAAUUUAGUUUCAAUAUAUAGUAUGAUCAAAUGUAAUCUUACAUCUCUCCACAAUUAUAAUUCACUGUAAGAUAGAAUACAGGUCAAUUUUCUUUAAAAAUAAAUCAAUUCUGCUAUAACAUCUGUACUUCCAUAGUCUUCAGUAUGUAUUUUCUGUCAUUAUACUCUUUAAUUAAGUAUAAUAAACCAGUAUCUAUAACAGUAAACUUCACUCAUAUUCAGAAUGAUGUACCAACAGACUAUAAAAAUAUAAAUUAAAAAAAUGCAAAUGUAAUGAUUAUUAAAUCUGAAUUUAAAAUGUUCUUGCAAGAUUCUUGUGAUU
This is a messenger RNA of Carassius gibelio (silver crucian carp), 4263 nucleotides long. Its product is annotated as B-cell CLL/lymphoma 6 member B protein-like. Gene Ontology annotation, cellular component: transcription regulator complex; PcG protein complex. The record is from RefSeq and is a predicted model, not a curated record. Bases 359 to 2056 code for a protein of 565 amino acids. NCBI's taxonomy places the organism in Eukaryota, Metazoa, Chordata, Actinopteri, Cypriniformes, Cyprinidae. Gene Ontology annotation, molecular function: RNA polymerase II cis-regulatory region sequence-specific DNA binding; DNA-binding transcription factor activity, RNA polymerase II-specific. The transcript is spliced from 2 exons. Gene Ontology annotation, biological process: regulation of transcription by RNA polymerase II.